This is a messenger RNA of Phalacrocorax carbo (great cormorant), 5377 nucleotides long. The record is from RefSeq and is a predicted model, not a curated record. Lineage: Eukaryota; Metazoa; Chordata; Aves; Suliformes; Phalacrocoracidae.
GGAGCCUGGCGGAGCCUGGCUGCCCCUGCCGGAGACGGGGGGAAGAAAAUAAAUGGGGGGAAAAAAAAUUAGAAAAUAAAACCAGACAGGCAGCCGGGGCCGCGGAGCGCUCCCGCCUCGCCUGCCCCCCGCCCGCCCGGGGGGACAGCGCGGGACGCGGAGGCCGGGGCGCAGCGGCGGGACGACAAUGCAGCAGGCGGAGAAAGCAGGAGGGGCAGCGCACAGCAACAUGGAGGGAGGCGCGGAGCGGGCCAGCCCCUGAUGCGGCUCUUUCUCCUCCUCCUCCUCCUCCGGGCAGCGGCUCCGGCGGCGAUUCCCUCCCUGGCGGCGGCUGGCGGCGGCGGCGGGUGGAAAUGAGCAGGUCGGCGGCGCUUCUCCUCUGCCUGCUGGGCUGCAACGUGUGGAAGGCGGUGACCAAAACCUUAGGGGCGCCCGAAGCAGCUCAAGAAGUAACGCUGAAGGUCCAUGUAAGUGAUGCCAGCACACAUCAGCCAGUGACUGAAGCCUUCAUUGAGAUUUUUAUCAACCAGAUCUCCAUUGCAUCUGGAACCUCAGGAGCAGAUGGCACUGCCUUCCUCAAGUUUCAGUAUAAGCUGGGCAAUCAGCUGAUAGUGACUGCUAGUAAACAUGCAUAUGUGCCAAAUUCUGCACCAUGGAAACCUGUAAGAUUGCCUGUGUUUUCUUCAUUGAGCCUUGGCCUUCUUCCGGAACGCUCAGCUACCCUAAUGGUCUAUGAUGAUGUAGUCCAGAUAGUCUCAGGAUUUCAAGGUGCACGGACUCAGCCACAAGUUCACUUUCAGAGAAGAUCUGUGAAAUUGCCAGAGAACACUAGCUACAGCGAUUUGACAGCAUAUCUAACUGCAGCCAGUUCACCCUGGGAAGUGGACAGUUUUCCUUAUUUGCAGGGAUUAGAUGGAAAUGGAACAGGAAACAGCACUAGGUAUGACCUCACCCCUGUCACUGCAGUCAGUGUUCAUCUCCUCAACAGCGAUGGGACCCCAGUCCCCGUGAAUGGCCCCAUCUAUGUAACAGUGCCUCUGCCAACAAACAGCAACCUGAAGCACAAUGCACACGUUCCAGCAUGGAGGUUUGACCAAAAAUUUGGGACAUGGCUGAAGAGUAGUUUGGGCCUUGUACAACAAGAAGGAAAUCAGUUGACUUGGACUUAUAUUGCACCUCAGCUGGGCUACUGGGUUGCAGCUAUGUCACCUACUAUCCCAGGAGGAAUGGCUCUCAUACUUCUAGUCUUGCUGUGUCUGCUUUUGUAUUAUUGCAGAAGAAAAUGUUUAAGACCACGUCAGCAUCAUAAGAAACUGCAACUUUCCACAGCACUGGACACUUCUAAGAAGGAUCAAGCAACCUCUAUGUCCCAUAUAAAUCUAAUAUUUUCACGUCGCGAGUCAGAAUUUCCCGGCGGGCUGUCUGUUGCUAGCAAUGGACACACUGAAAACUCAGGUGCAAAGGAAUUAAUCAGUGCUGUCCAUAUGGAGAUGGUAUCACCUAGUGGAGAAGCAGAUAUGCAUACACCUAUGCUCAAACACUCAUUCAGUACUUCCCAGGAGUUUAGCUCCCGAGAGGAACUACUCUCUGACAAGGAGAAAGACAAGAGCAGAAUUUCCUUGGAUGACCUGACGCCCAGUGGGUCUCUAAGAAAAGACUACCACAAAUCAGCAGAUAGUUUUCCUUUAAAGCCAAGAAAAUCUACAGAAACAGCUGAAGGCUAUGAGUCCCCUAUCAAAGAUGAGUAUAGGAGAAGUUACAAUGCUAUGCUGUCUCAGCCUUUAUUUGAAAAGCAAGAGAGAGAAAUUCAAGUAUCUAUGAACCAUAUUGCUACUGGAAGUAAAUACAAUAUUCAGGAACAAGCAUACCCCACACCUUCAGCCCCUGAAAAAGAGCUGCUGGACUGCAGACCUACUGAUUGUAUGAUGUCUCGUUCAGUUGAUCACCUUGAAAGGCCUACUUCUUUCCCUCGACCAGGUCAGUUAAUCUGCUGCAAUUCCGUUGACCAAGUCAAUGACAGUGUUUACAGAAAAGUUUUGCCUGCAUUGGUCAUCCCAGGUCAUUACAUGAAAUUGCCAGGAGAACACCCUUUUGUUAGCCAGCCAUUGGUUGUCCCAGCUGACCAGCAGAUAGAUAUAGAAAGACUUCAGGCUGAGCUUCCUAACCCUCACACACGGCUUUUUCCACAUCCCCCCCAACAGCUGCAACCCCAACAGUUAGCAUCCCAAGCAAUAUCUCAGCAACAUUUGCAAGAUGCAGGUGCAGCUGAGUGGAGUCAACAAAAUGCUUCCAUGUCUGAAUCUAUUUCCAUUCCUGCCUCACUUAAUGAUGCGUCCCUGGCUCAAAUGAAUAGCGAAGUGCAGCUUCUUACAGAAAAGGCUUUGAUGGAAUUAGGAGGUGGAAAGCCGUUGCCUCAUCCUCGAGCAUGGUUUGUUUCUCUCGAUGGACGUUCAAAUGCUCACGUUAGACAUUCAUACAUCGAUCUCCAAAGAGCUGGUAGGAAUGGGAGUAAUGAUGCCAGUUUGGACUCUGGUGUUGACAUGAAUGAACCAAAAUCUGCCCGAAAGGGAAGAGGAGAUCAUCUGUCUGCGCCACAGAGUCACCCACCAGUGCAAGAGCACCAGCAGAGAGAGCGGAAGGUUUCAGACAGCACAGCUUACACACAGCUUGUGUACUUGGAUGAUAUGGACCAAAGUGGCAGCGAGUGUGGAACAGCAGUUUGUAGCCCCGAGGACAAUGCUCUACGAUGCCUACUAGAAGGCACUAGUAAGAGAAGUGGUGUGCAGCUGCCCAGCCUGCAGGAGGAAACAAGAACUGUGGAUACCAAACCAGAGCCAUUAACUAGUCCUGAACAUGGAACAUCAGUUCAAGAUGAUGAGGAGGAUGAGGAGGACGAGGAAGAUGACCAAGGUGAAGAUAAAAAGAGUCCUUGGCAGAAACGAGAGGAAAGACCACUAAUGACUUUCAAUCUGAAGUGAGCUAUUGUGAAAAUCCACCAUUCAGUGGAGUAUAAAAUUGCCAAAUAUUCUUUCUGUGGAAGUGCUUGAUUGUUUUUUUUCUUUUUUUGUUGUGGAGAGAAAAGAGAAAAACAAACUGUGGUGAGCAACAUUUGAAAGAACUUAAAUGCAUUACUGUGUAAAUGUUAGAAAAGAAUUAAAAUCAUUCCUCUGAUUCAACGGCUGCCUCCAGUGAGAUAGCUGAACAAAGAGUGUGAUUGUUAUUCCAUAUACUUGAUAUUGGUCAUCCAGGAUGUUGAAAAUACUGACAAAUUGUUUUGGUUGGUUUAUGACCUCAAUCUCCUUAUGAAUGGGAGCUGGUAAAGCUUUUGUUUUCUAGGCCAAUUUUAUGUUGAUAAUGCUACUGAAAGUAUCUUAAAAACAAGAGUUUGACACAUGGUGUCCAAUAAUGUGCAUUAUCUCAAUGAAAGGCUAUGCAUUGCUGCUUUUAGUAAUAUGUUGCUUAUACUAUACUUUUCUUAAUUUUACAAGUUGGUUGUAAACAUUUUAUGUCCUUUAUUAUAAACUACUCAGCAAUUUAUUUUAAUGCAAAACUGCAGGAAACUUGAGUAGCAUCCCUUAGCAUUGAAGCCUUUUUAUGAAACCAAACUGAACUUUGUGUCGACUAAGAUUCCUCCAAUUCUGGUCCCAUUUACUCAAAGUGCCUUUUUUACAGUAACAAUGAACAGUCCCUUCUUUUGCUAAGUCCUUUUAAUUGACCCCAUUUGGGAUUUUAUAAACUUCUGAUCUUCUACCUUUUAUUUUAAGCUGCAUGCCAAGAGUCCCAUUUUGUGCUGAGCAUUUCUCAUUUCAAUACAGUGUAUUCUGUAGCUAUCAUGUAUAUUGUGGAUUCUGUUUAGCCAGGAUAGACUUAGAAGACAUUUUAAAGGGCCCAGAGUAGCCAAGAAGAUAGUUUCAUUGACUGUAUAUAUUGUUAGUUUCCUCUGGAAUCAUAUGAGCUAAUCAUGCUCAUAUAAAAUGGACUAUAGACCGAGCAAGUGGGCUGAAUGUUUCUAGGAAAAAUUUGGGGGGUGGGGAGGGGUGGGGGAAAUGUACUAUCCAAAAGUGCCAGAAUGACUCUUCUGUGCUUUCUCCAUACAGAGCUGCUUGGUUAUCCAAAAAUUAUAAUUGAAAAUAAACUGCAAAAAAUAUCUUUGUGGAUUUUUUUCCUCUGUUGGUGUCAUCACAUUAUUUUAUAUUAUUUAAUAAGAAAAAUACUUUGGUUUCACUUUUGCUGUGCAUAUUUAUGCUUGUGACUUACUAACACACUUUCUUAUGCAGUUCUCAUGAACUUCAGUCAAUGCUGAAAUUAUGCCCCUUUUCAGAAAAGCAUCCAUCCUAUCUUGAUAAAUACGUAUAUAUUUGCUUAAUAUCACGGAAGACUUUGGAAAUGAAAUCCAUGUGUCACCAAAAUUCUCUAUGGAGUCAUGCUUCCUGUGGGACCAGUUUUCUUUCUGAGGUUUCUGCGGGUACUCACACUUCUUGCACACUUCUGAUUUCUUCAAGAAUCAGGUUCAAAGAAAGUAUGUGACUUCCACUUUUGUGGAUCAUUCAUAUACAUUGAGUUUAUCAUGUUUCAUUCAAUUAUCUUUAUGCAGCAUUAGUAGCAGCCAUGCUUGAUAAAGUUAAUUAUAAUGUAAUCUCUAAAGUGAUUAGAGAAAGUGUUAUAUAGUUCCUAUUUAAUUUUUAAUAAUAAACCCUGACUUGGAUUCAUUGUGCUUUUUUUCAGCAGAUUUCAAGUUUUUCUUAGGAGGCCUGUUUUGUAAUUUCCGUCUUACUGAAUGUCUUACCUGGGAGUCUGGGCUUGAGCCAGCAACUGAAUCCCAAUUUCCUAGUUCCCAGUUCAGUGGUCCUCUCCAUUCACAAAGCCACCUUGCCUCUGUUUUGCUUUAAUUCAUGUCUUGAAGUGGUAUAUGUCAUAAAAGAAAUCUAAAAUAAUAUUUGUGGAGUGCAUUGAAUAUUGAAAUCCCUGUAUUAGCUGUAAGUUAUGUUUUAGUCAUCACAUGCGUUCCAGGUCCUUUCCUGUCCUGUUUAGGAAUUUUGCUACGGGCCACAUGUGAACUGGCUCCGGGGUCUGGGUUACUUUUGUCGGUCUGUGCAAGGUUGCUGAACAGAACAAUACUACUUUAAAAGAACAGUAUCAAAUGUCAGUAAGUGCUGGUAAUACAGUGUCACUUAUUAAUCAGAACGCUGCAUCAAGUAAACAUUCUGGUUAAAAUUUCUGCAUACUAGAAUUAUUAUGCUAUUUAAUUUUCAACUUUCUGUUGGCUUAAAUCUGUCAUUUUUAGUUACAUUAUUUUUCUGAUUCCUUUGCGAAGUUUCCGUCAUUAUCUUGUAAAGUGAGAUUGUUGCUAUUAAACUGCAGUGGUCUGUUUCUUUAA